Arabidopsis arenosa is the source of this 1334-nucleotide messenger RNA. The record is from the annotation of a GenBank genome assembly. NCBI's taxonomy places the organism in Eukaryota, Viridiplantae, Streptophyta, Magnoliopsida, Brassicales, Brassicaceae.
GCCGCCGCUUCCUCCUCCUCCUCCGGUAAGGGUCAGAAAUGGCCACCGUCUCAUCAAAUGCUUCACCUAAAUCCUUCUCCUUCACUGUUUCCAAUCCUCUUAAAUCCAAAAUCCCAACAAAAUCUCCAUCCCUCAAAUAUCCACCUCGCAAGAACCAUCACCGUCUAGGUUUAUCGAUAAACGCCACCGUAUCAACACCACCUUCAAUCGCAACCGGAAAUGCACCUUCACCGGAUUACAGAGUCGAGAUUCUCUCCGAAUCUUUACCAUUUAUCCAAAAAUUCCGUGGUAAAACCAUAGUUGUCAAAUACGGCGGCGCAGCCAUGACUUCGCCGGAGCUUAAAUCCUCCGUCGUAAGCGAUCUCGUUCUUCUCGCGUGCGUUGGUCUACGUCCGAUCCUCGUUCACGGCGGUGGUCCUGAUAUUAACCGUUACCUGAAACAACUCAACAUUCCAGCUGAGUUUCGUGACGGACUUCGUGUCACUGACGCCACCACGAUGGAGAUCGUCUCUAUGGUUUUAGUCGGAAAAGUUAAUAAGAAUCUGGUUUCGCUUAUUAACGCCGCCGGGGCAACCGCCGUGGGGUUAUCAGGACACGACGGUCGUCUUCUCACUGCGCGACCUGUUCCCAAUUCAGCUCAAUUAGGUUUCGUUGGUGAAGUUGCAAGAGUAGAUCCAUCAGUAUUGCGUCCGCUUGUUGAUUACGGUUACAUUCCAGUGAUUGCCUCUGUUGCUGCUGAUGAUUCUGGUCAAGCUUACAAUAUCAAUGCAGAUACAGUUGCUGGAGAGCUUGCGGCGGCGCUUGGAGCUGAGAAAUUGAUUCUGCUGACUGAUGUAGCUGGAAUCUUGGAGAAUAAAGAGGAUCCAAGUAGUUUGGUGAAGGAGAUUGAUAUAAAAGGAGUGAAGAAGAUGAUUGAAGAUGGUAAAGUUGCUGGUGGGAUGAUUCCUAAGGUGAAGUGUUGUAUAAGGUCUCUUGCUCAAGGAGUUAAGACGGCUAGUAUUAUUGAUGGAAGGAUACAACAUUCUCUGCUUCAUGAGAUUAUGUCUGAUGAAGGAGCUGGAACUAUGAUUACUGGAUAAAUUUGUUAUAGUGUGUGAUCAUCAAAGUUGAGGUUUUUGUAUUUGAGAAUGCCAGUGUUUGGCAUUAGGAUGUCAAAUCUUAUGAUCAUUUCUUAUUAGUCUAUCAAAGACAAGAUUUUCGGCAGUUUUUGUGGUUAGCAACUUAGUAUUUGCACCGUUGUUGUCUCAUGAUUAUCCUUAGUCUUAAACAGUUACAUUUUUGGAGACACUUAGCUGCUCUAAGGAUAGUUGUCUGAGUAAAUCUUCUUCUUUCUC